AUGAGGUCAUCAUGUCCUGAGGAGCCACUACCUCCAUUUGAUGAUGAGGAUAGACCACAACGAAGGGGCCCUCGACAAAGGAAAAAUGGAGAUGAUGGGGGAGAUGGUAGGGAUGGUGGAGGGGAUGGUGGGGAUGGUGAGGAUGGAGGGGAUGGUGGGGAUGGUGACUGUGUAGACCGUACGGAUGACGUGGCACUGUACGGACGUCUGCAUGGCUCUGUGACUGUGCAGUAUGGAUUGUACGGAUCUGACGUGGUGGAAAGUUGGACUAUUUUCUCGCGGGCCAGUGGCUGCCUGCCACGUGGCGGACGCAGUUGCCACUUGGGUUUCGUGGUCACCGACGGAGAAUGUGCUGCCGGAGAUGGGAGAUCCCGAUGGGCCGGGAGCCAAGGACCGGCGGUGGUGGAUCUUGGUGCGGCGGUGACAGUCGUUGGGAGCUGCGGCCGGGAAGCGGGGGAGGCGUCGGGAGCUGUCGGAGCCAGUGGGCGGUGGAGGCGUCGGCGAUGCGUUCAGAGCGGGCAGUGGUAG
Messenger RNA from Cryptomeria japonica (Japanese cedar), 528 nucleotides. RefSeq lists its product as uncharacterized. NCBI's taxonomy places the organism in Eukaryota, Viridiplantae, Streptophyta, Pinopsida, Cupressales, Cupressaceae. The record is from RefSeq and is a predicted model, not a curated record. The coding region runs from base 1 to 528 and encodes 175 amino acids. The transcript is spliced from 2 exons.